UGAAGUUCUGAGGUUGGGGAUGGCGAGCGGCAAUGGCGGGACGCCGCCGGCGGCGGCGGACUACCGGAGCUCGGACAGCAGGAGCUCGAGCCGGCGGAGCACGAGGUUCAAGGAGGACAACGAGUACGUGGAGAUCACGCUCGACGUCAAGGGCGACGACACGGUGGCCAUCCAGAGCAUCCGGAACGGCGGCGACCUGCCGGAGGUGGCGCUGCUGGCGCGCGGCCUCGAGCCGCGGGCGCCGCCGCCGCCGUCGGCGGUGCCGGGACCCGGCGGGCUGUCGUCGAGGCUCAAGGCGGUGGGCACCGAGCUGCGGCGGCUCGCGUCGUGGAAGUUCCCCGGCGGCAUCGGCGAGCCGUCGCCUCCCCCGGCGGCGGCGGCGGCCAACGACCGCCGCCGGCUCGACCGGAGCAUGACCGGCGCCGCCCGCGCGCUCCGGGGCCUUCAGUUCCUCAACUCCAGCGUCGUCACCAAUGGCUGGCCGGAGGUGGAGAAGAGGUUCGACCGCCUCGCCGUCGACGGCUUCCUCCUCCGCUCUCGCUUCGGCCAGUGCAUCGGGAUGGUUGGAUCCGAGGAGUUUGCGGUUCAGAUCUUCGACGCGCUUGCGCGGCGAAGAGGGAUCACAGCUCAGUUGCUCACCAAGGAUCAGGUCCGGGAGUUUUGGGAGCAGCUCUCUGAUCCAGGCUUUGAUGCCAAGCUGCAGACUUUCUUUGACAUGGUUGACAAGAAUGCAGAUGGUCAGAUCACUGAAGAGGAGCUCAAAGAGGUCCUCACCCUGACGGCCUCUGCAAACAAGCUCUCCAAGAUCCUGGAGCGUGUCGACGAGUACACCGCGUUGAUCAUGGAGGAGCUCGACCCCGAUCAACUAGGCUACAUCGAUAUAUCAAACCUGGAGGCGCUGCUGCUGCUGCCGCCGUCGCAGGCGCCGUCAAAGCUGGUGACGCACAGCUCCAACAUCAGCCAGCUGAUCAGCCAGAAGCUGGUGCCGACGAACGACCGGAACCCGCUCCGGCGAGGCCUCCGGAAGCUGGGGUACUUCAUGGAGGACAACUGGAAGCGGGUGUGGGUGGUGGCGCUGUGGUUGGCCAUCAACGCCGGCCUCUUCACCUGGAAGUUCAUGGCGUACAAGCGCCACCCUACGUUCGACGUCAUGGGCUACUGUGUCUGCGUCGCCAAGGGCGGCGCCGAGACCACCAAGUUCAACAUGGCGCUCAUCCUCCUCCCUGUCUGCCGCAACACCAUCACCUGGCUCCGCUCCCGCACCAAGCUCGACGCCGCCAUCCCCUUCAAUGACAACAUCAACUUCCACAAGGUGGUGGCGGGGGGAGUGGUGGUAGGGGUGGCGCUGCACGGGGUGACGCACCUGACGUGCGACUUCCCGAGGCUGCUGCACGCGAGCGACGCGGUGUACGAGCCGAUGAAGAAGUACUUCGGGCAGACGCGGGUGCCCAACUACUGGUGGUUCGUGAAGGGCGUGGAGGGGAUCACCGGCGUGAUCAUGGUGGUGCUCAUGGCCAUCGCCUACACGCUGGCGCACCCGUGGUUCCGGCGGAGCAAGCUCAGCGAGGGCAACCCACUGAAGCGGCUCAGCGGCUUCAACAUGUUCUGGUACUCGCACCACCUCUUCGUCGUCGUCUACAUCGCCUUCGUCGUCCAUGGCGUCUGCCUCUACAUCAACCGGACAUGGUGGAAGCAGACGACAUGGAUGUACCUUGCCAUCCCCCUCCUGCUCUACGCCGGCGAGCGGAUUUUCCGGGCUCUGAGGUCUCAUGGCUUCACCACCGUAAGGAUCGAGAAGGUUGCAAUCUAUCCUGGCAAUGUGAUAGCCAUCUACAUGAGCAAGCCCCCCGGAUUCAAGUACAAGAGUGGCCAGUACAUCUACGUCAACUGCGGCGAGGUCUCGCCAUUCGAGUGGCACCCGUUCACCAUCACCUCGGCUCCUGGCGACAGCUACCUGAGCAUGCACAUCCGGUGCCGCGGCGACUGGACCUCCAGCUUCAGGGCCAUCUUCUCUCAGAUAUGCCGGCCUCCGAUGAACGGCCAGAGCGGCCUCCUCCGGGCAGACUGCAUGUCCAUGGAGCACAAUGCAAGGUUCCCGAAGCUGCUGAUCGACGGGCCGUACGGCGCGCCGGCGCAGGACUACUGGAAGUACGACGUGCUCCUCCUCAUCGGCCUCGGCAUCGGCGCCACCCCUCUCAUCAGCAUCGUCAAGGACGUCCUCAACCACAUCCAGGACGACGCCGAGGACCCCGCCUCGCCAGCGGACAACCACGGCAAGGGCGGCGGCGCCGGCUCCAGGGCGUUCAUGACGGACCGGGUGUACUUCUACUGGUGCACGCGGGAGGAAGGGUCGUUCGAGUGGUUCCGCGGCGUGAUGAACGAGGUCGCCGACCGCGACGCCGGCGGGCGGAUCGAGCUCCACAACCACUGCACCAGCGUGUACGAGGAGGGGGACGCCCGGUCGGCGCUGGUGACGAUGCUGCAGGCGCUCCACCACGCCAAGAACGGCGUCGACGUCGUCUCCGGCACCCGGGUCCGCACCCACUUCGCCCGCCCCAACUGGCGCGACGUCUUCAAGCGCCUCGCCGUCAACCACCAGGGCCAGCGCGUCGGCGUCUUCUUCUGCGGCGACCAGACCCUCACGCCGGAGCUCCGCCGCCUCGCCCAGGACUUCUCCCACAAGACCACCACCAAGUUCGUCUUCCACAAGGAGAACUUCUGAUCCACUCCAGACCGAGAUCCUCGCAGCAGAAGUCACCGUAGCUUUGCCAACAUAUGGGUCCAAGAUUAAUAUGUCAGUGAUAAAGUCACUUGACUUCGACUGCAGACGAACCCGAGCCAUCCACUCCGCCUAAUUUACCACACAUGAAUUUUACAGGAAAUGGUUUAAUUUCUACAGAAUUUCUCAUAAAAUUACUCCAAACCAGAUAGGGUCGAAAUGUACAAUUAAGAGGAUGCUUAGUGUUUGUUUGUUCGUUCUUUUGUUUUCUUUUAAACGAUUUUUAUGUGUAGGUAGAAUCAAAUGCCAGGGGAAGAAAAGCUCUGCACAUAGAUAUGUUAGGGGGUGAUUUGUUAGUAGCCUUUGUUUAUGGUUUGACAAGGUUUGUACAAAAUUAGUAAACUUGGUAUAAAAUGCU
Messenger RNA from Oryza brachyantha (malo sina), 3137 nucleotides. Its product is annotated as respiratory burst oxidase homolog protein B-like. Gene Ontology annotation, cellular component: plasma membrane. Lineage: Eukaryota; Viridiplantae; Streptophyta; Magnoliopsida; Poales; Poaceae. Gene Ontology annotation, molecular function: calcium ion binding; NAD(P)H oxidase H2O2-forming activity; peroxidase activity. The transcript is spliced from 11 exons. The record is from RefSeq and is a predicted model, not a curated record. Bases 20 to 2722 code for a protein of 900 amino acids.